Messenger RNA from Pteronotus mesoamericanus, 761 nucleotides. RefSeq names its product LBH regulator of WNT signaling pathway (gene LBH). The record is from RefSeq and is a predicted model, not a curated record. NCBI's taxonomy places the organism in Eukaryota, Metazoa, Chordata, Mammalia, Chiroptera, Mormoopidae. Gene Ontology annotation, biological process: positive regulation of DNA-templated transcription. Gene Ontology annotation, cellular component: nucleus. The transcript has 3 exons. Bases 215 to 532 code for a protein of 105 amino acids.
GCGAGCUCGGUGAAGAUCUCAGAGCUCCGUCUGCUUUGCCGACGCAGCUGGCAUCGGGGCUGUCUCCGGAAGGCGAACCGGCGAACGCCCAGUGCCCGUAUUCGACCGUCUGCUCCCUGCCUGCCGAGCCUGUCUGCGCCCGUGACAUCCUUACUCGGGACGCAGUGACCCUUUUUAAAUCACAAGGGCGUGGGUCAGCCUCCCCUAGGACUUCAUGUCUGUAUAUUUCCCUAUUCACUGCCCUGACUAUCUGAGAUCGGCCGAGAUGACUGAGGUGAUGAUGAGCACCCCAUCCAUGGAGGAGAUUGGCCUCAGCCCCCGAAAGGAUGGCCUUUCCUAUCAGAUCUUCCCCGACCCGUCAGACUUCGACCGCUGCUGCAAACUGAAGGACCGCCUGCCUUCCAUAGUGGUGGAGCCCACGGAGGGGGAGGUGGAGAGUGGGGAGCUGCGGUGGCCCCCCGAAGAGUUCUUGGUCCAGGAGGAUGAGCAGGACAACUGUGAAGAGACAGCGAAAGAAGACAAGGAGCAGUAGAGUCCCCAUCGACUCCCACCGGGUCACACCAGACAGCAUCUGUACCUGAACUUGUGUUCUUUCCUAUUGUGAUGGAAGAAGAGAGUGAGCCACGGUCGUUCUGAAAUGCCAGAUGAUGGCUUCCGUUUUGCACCUGCGAAUCACUGAGUGGGUCUUCUUUCCUUUCCUUUUCUUUUUUUGAACUGUGUCGAGCAGUGGAGCCCUCUGCGACGCUCUGCAAGGCCUUCUG